Messenger RNA from Neltuma alba, 1491 nucleotides. Its product is annotated as GDSL esterase/lipase At4g28780-like. Bases 35 to 1135 code for a protein of 366 amino acids. Lineage: Eukaryota; Viridiplantae; Streptophyta; Magnoliopsida; Fabales; Fabaceae. The record is from RefSeq and is a predicted model, not a curated record. Gene Ontology annotation, molecular function: hydrolase activity, acting on ester bonds. The transcript has 6 exons.
UUCAAAGACCUUCUUAAGUCUUUGAAACAACAAUAUGGUUAUGCCCAAGUUUAGAGUGACGGUGGCGAUACUGGUGGUGGCCCUCACCGCAUUGGCUGCGGAGAAAGCGGAGGGAGCUCGAGCUUUCUUCGUGUUUGGGGACUCACUGGUUGACAGUGGCAACAACAACUACUUGGCCACCCCGGCGCGUGCCGACUCUCCUCCCUACGGCAUUGACUAUCCCACCCAUCGACCCACGGGUCGCUUCUCUAAUGGCUUCAACCUCCCUGACAUCAUCAGUCAGCGGAUUGGCUCUGAACCCACGUUGCCAUACUUGAGCCCUCAGCUUAGCGGCCAGAAGCUCUUAGUCGGAGCCAACUUUGCUUCCGCAGGGAUAGGAAUUCUCAACGACACAGGCAUCCAAUUUGUCGGCAUCAUAAGGAUUUUCCAGCAAUUUGAACUGUUUCAGCAGUACCAGCAGCGGCUAAGUGGGUUGGUAGGGGCAGCCCGAGCAGAGAAGAUAGUGAAUGGAGCGCUUGUGCUGAUGACACUUGGCGGUAACGACUUCGUCAAUAAUUAUUUCGUCACGCCUGUCACUGUGAGGUCCCGCCAAUUCACCGUCCCUCAGUUCUCGCGCUACCUCAUCUCAGAGUACAGAAAAAUCCUCACGAGGUUGUAUGAGUUGGGGGCUCGUAGGGUGCUUGUAACCGGGACAGGUCCACUGGGGUGCGUGCCGUCGCAGCUAGCCCAGAGAAGCAGAAACGGAGAGUGCGUGCCAGAGUUGCAACGAGCUGCUCAGAUCUUCAAUCCAUUGCUGGUUCAAAUGACCCAAGAGCUCAAUGCCCAAGUGGGGUCUGAUGUGUUCGUCACUGUCAAUGCCUUUCAAAUGAACAUGGACUUCAUCACCAACCCUCAAAGAUUUGGUUUUGUGACAUCCAAGGUCGCAUGUUGUGGUCAAGGAGCGUACAAUGGGGUGGGACAGUGCAACCCAUUGUCCAACCUCUGCCCAAACAGAGAUAUCUAUGCCUUUUGGGACGCUUUCCAUCCAACCCAACGUGCUCUGGGCUUCAUAGUGCAGCAAAUCUUGAGCGGACCUACUCAGUAUAUGAGUCCUAUGAACCUCACCACCAUCAUGGCCUUGGACUCCACCAUCUAAUUCUCCUAGUAUCGGCAUAUCCCAACCUUGUUAAAUGUUUUAUAUAUAUAUAUAUAUAUAUAUAUAUGUAAUAGAGGGAGAAUUGCAAUAAAGCCUGUAAGGAAAAACAUAAUUACUAAAAAGUCUUAAUUACAACUAAACAGUUUGCAAUAACAAGUAAGGUAGAAAAUGACAACUUCUAAUUUGUCAUUGCAACUUUUUAGUUAUUAUUUUCUCUUUUUAAGAUCUUGUUGUAAUUCUCUCAUAUAUAUCCGAUAUUUAAAUGUACCGCUUUCAAUGCUACUAUAUUAAGAUUGGAUCGGUACUAGAUCUAUGGUUAAGCUAUAAUUAAUUGAUUUGCAAGUUAAAACUGGCCA